Chenopodium quinoa (quinoa) is the source of this 2200-nucleotide messenger RNA. RefSeq names its product pentatricopeptide repeat-containing protein At1g09900-like. Gene Ontology annotation, molecular function: protein binding. The record is from RefSeq and is a predicted model, not a curated record. The coding region runs from base 1043 to 2032 and encodes 329 amino acids. Lineage: Eukaryota; Viridiplantae; Streptophyta; Magnoliopsida; Caryophyllales; Amaranthaceae. The transcript has a single exon.
AAUUUAUUUAUUAUAAACUGUAAUUAUAACACGGUGACUUAACCUAAUUAACCAAAUAUUGAAAAAUAAAACACCUUUUUUACCAUUCCCUUCCCUUCCCUUCCCUUGCUUUCUCUUCUUUUCCUAAAAAAACACAGUAAAUAGUUACCUCCAGGAAUUCGUCCACCUCCUGUUGCAGAUGGGCAAAACCAAUUUGAUUCUGGGUUUAAAGUCACUCAAAAAGGGUAAAUUUUCUUUCUUUCUCUCUUACCCAGAAAUUUCUACCUUUCAAUUUCACUUUCGAAAUUUUGAUAAAACCCAUUUCUUGUAUAAAAUUUCUGCAAAUGGGUUUCAUUCUAAUUCUAUUAUUAGUAACUCUGAAAGUAGUGUAGCUAGUUUUGAAUGCUUCAUAAACAUAUUUGAUAAGCUGAUUAAUGAUCGGCCUUUACCUCCCAUUGCCACAUUUACUUCAAUUUUGAAAUCAAUUCUUAAAGUUAGACAUUAUUCUGCUGCAAUUCCCCUCUUUAAGAAGUUGUGUUUGUUGCAUGAUCAAAUUUUGCCUGAUUUGUGUGCUCUGAACAUGAAUAUUGAGUGUUAUUGCCGCUUAAAUCAAGUCGAUUUGGGGUUUUCUCUUCUGGGUAAGAUCAUCAAGCUAGGUUAUGAGCCUGACAUUGUAACAUUCACCAAUUUGAUUCAUGGAUUAUGUGCAAUCAAGAAUAGUGUUGAUGCUGUUAAGCUUUUUCACAGAGUUAUUGAUCUGGGUUUACAGCUGGAUUUAUAUACUUAUGGAGCUUUAAUUAAGUGUUUGUUUAAAACCGGGCGAAAUGCUGAUGCAUUGAAGUUGCUUAGGAUGAGAAGACUAAUGGGUUGCAAACCCGAUAUUGGAAUAUAUCAUAUGAUUAUGUAUGGCUUUUGUAAGGACAACCUAUUGUCUCAGGCUUCGGAACUAUUCUCUGAAAUGAUCAGUGAUGGUGUCUUGCCUACUGUAACCACUUACAACCUGUUAAUAUGGGGACACGGUAAGUUGGGGCAAUGAGAUGAGGUAUGGAGGUUAUUGCGAGAAAUGAUUGAUGCCGGAAUUUCACCUAAUAUAUACUCGUAUAAUAUUUUAAUCGGUAGGCUUAGUAAAGAAGGGAGGAUGAAAGAAGUGGAGUGUGUUUUUGAUAUGAUGAUCGAUUCUUGUCAAGUUCCAAAUACUGUCACUUACAACUCGUUGAUUGAUGGAUAUUGUAAGAAUGGUUUGAUUGGUAAAGCAAGGCAGACUUUUGACACUAUGCUUGAUACGGGUUGUACACCUAAUGUUGUAACCUACAGCUCCUUGAUUGAUGGAUAUUGUAAGGAAGGCUUGAUCGAUAAAGCAAUGCAGACUUUUGACACUAUGCUUGAUACGGGUUGUACACCUAAUGUUGUAACCUACAACUCCUUGAUCGAUGGAUAUUGUAAGAAAGGUUUGAUCGAUAAAGCAAUGCUGACUUUUGACACUAUGCUUGAUAUGGGUUGUACACCUGAUGUUGUAACCUACAACUCCUUGAUCGAUGGAUAUUGUAAGAAAGGUUUGAUGGAUGAAGCACUGCAGAUUCUGGAUACUAUGCUUAGUAAGGGUUGUGCACCUAAUGUUGUAACCUACAGCUCCUUGAUUGAUGGAUAUUGUAAGAAAGGUUUGAUGGAUGAAGCACUGCAGAUUCUGGAUACUAUGCUUAGUAAGGGUUGUGCACCUAAUGUUGUAACCUACAACUCCUUGAUCGAUGGAUAUUGUAAGAAGGGUUUGAUCGAUAAAGCAAUGCAGACUUUUGCCACUAUGCUUGAUAUGGGUUUUACACCUGAUGUUGUAACCUAUAGCUCCUUGUUCGAUGGAUAUUGUAAGAAAGGUUUGAUGGAUGAAGCACUGCAGAUUCUGGACACUAUGCUUAGUAAGGGUUGUGCACCUAAUGUUGUAACCUACUGCUCCUUGAUUAAUGGAUUUUGUAAGCAAAGAGGGAUGGAUGAUGCCAUGCGUCUAUUUAAAGAGAUGUCUAGUAAAUGGCAAACUCCAGAUGCAAUCACUUACACUUAAAGGAUUUUGCAAGGUCAAAGAAGUCAGAAUCGCGCUUUCUCUUUUUUGUAAGAUGCAAACUAGUGGUGAUGUUCCUGAUCUUGUCAUUUAUAAUAUUUUGUUACAUGGUCUUUGCAAAGACCAUCAGCCUAAAGAUGCUAUAUAACUCCUCAGGGAGAUGAUCGAUCA